UGUAUUUUAAGUUGAGGAUGUGAUUUUUGUUUUCAAAAUGGCUGCCUAUGGAACAUUUAUCCUUCGCACCUGCACAAAAUGUACAAAAAAUGUUUUACCAGUGUUUUCACGGUUAACAACUUGCCAAGAAAACACUGUGUUCAAAUUAACGACUGCUCGAUUCCUUUCAUCAUUAACACAUUUGCAAAAAGCAAAAUAUACACCAAGAGAGAAACCAGAAUACAUUGAAAAUUUUGAAGUGUCGUACGAUGAGUUUAAAUAUGUUGAGCCGCUUCUUCCCAAAGCUGUUGUCCCUGAGGCACCUCAGCAUGAAAUGUAUCCCACAGCCUCUGGCUGGGUCCCACCCAAUGAUGAGCUGAUAUCCAAGCAAACGUUUUUAGUGCGUCGAACCAAGAACCAUAUGUUGCCAGUUUAUCCAGAGAAAUCAAAACGAAGAGUGCAAUUAACAUGGAAAAUUAAUCAUUCUGUCAUCAUAAAAAAAAUUGAAGGUGAUAUAUGGUCAUUAGAAUGUCAGCUGAGAGAGUAUCUUCAAAAUAAAACUGGCAUUACAAGAAUCAGGACACAGGUCCAUGAGGUUGCUCGGUUCAUCCGUAUCCGAGGAAUGCAUACGCCAUUAGUUGCAGAGUUUUUGUUGGAAAGAGGAAUGUAGUUGUUACUUUUGUGGAUAGGAAGAAACAAUAAAGUUUUAUAGUCUCUA
Molecule: messenger RNA, 697 nt
Organism: Physella acuta
Lineage: Eukaryota; Metazoa; Mollusca; Gastropoda; Physidae
Product: large ribosomal subunit protein mL49
Biological process (GO): translation
Cellular component (GO): mitochondrial large ribosomal subunit; ribosome
Molecular function (GO): structural constituent of ribosome
Source: RefSeq, a predicted model, not a curated record